Molecule: messenger RNA, 1658 nt
Organism: Acomys russatus (golden spiny mouse)
Lineage: Eukaryota; Metazoa; Chordata; Mammalia; Rodentia; Muridae
Gene: Nhlrc1
Product: NHL repeat containing E3 ubiquitin protein ligase 1
Exons: 1
Coding region: 64-1248 (394 amino acids)
Biological process (GO): negative regulation of translation; proteasome-mediated ubiquitin-dependent protein catabolic process; protein polyubiquitination
Molecular function (GO): translation repressor activity; protein binding; ubiquitin protein ligase activity
Source: RefSeq, a predicted model, not a curated record
GCCCCGCCCGGUGACCGUGACCGUGACGGAGGACUGCGAGGAGGCCGCUGCGCGGCGGGAGCGAUGGGGGAGGAGGCGGCGGGGGUGCGGACCGAACUGGUGCGCGAGGCGGAGGUCAGCCUGCUGGAGUGCAAGGUGUGCUUCGAGAGGUUCGGCCACCGGCAGCAGAGGCGCCCGCGCAACCUACCCUGCGGCCACGUGGUCUGCCUGGCCUGCGUGGCCGCGCUCGCGCACCCGCGGACGCUGGCCCUCGAGUGUCCCUUCUGCAGGCGGGCCUGCCGAGCCUGUAACACCAGCGAUUGCCUGCCGGUGCUGCACCUUCUGGAGCUCCUGGGCACCACCCUGCACGCGUCCCCCGCUGCCCUCAGCGCCACCCCCUGUACACCCGGGGCUCUCACCUGCCACCACGCCUUUGGUGGGUGGGGGACCCUGGUGAACCCCACGGGGCUUGCACUGUGCCCCAAGACCGGACGUGUAGUGGUCGUGCACGACGGUAAAAGGCGGGUCAAGAUCUUUGACUCUGGAGGAGGAGGCGCACAUCAGUUUGGAGAAAAGGGGGACGCAGCGCAAGACGUGAAGUACCCACUGGACGUUGCUGUCACCAAUGACUGCCACGUGGUUGUCACCGACGCUGGCGACCACUCCCUCAAAGUGUUUGAUUUCUUUGGCCAGAUCAAGCUGGUUGUGGGAAAGCAGUUUUCUCUGCCUUGGGGUGUGGAGAUCACCUCUCAGAACCAGGUCCUGGUGACUGACGCAGAGGCGGGGACCUUGCACCUGCUGGAAGUGGAUUUCCCCGAAGGAGUCCUUCGGAGGAUUGAGAGAUUGCAAGCUCAACUGUGCAAUCCCCGUGGGGUGGCUGUGUCUUGCUCCACCGGGGCCGUCGCGGUCCUAGAGCAUCCCUUGGGGAUGGCAGGCUGUGUCAACACAAGGGUGAAAGUGUUCAACUCCACUAUGCAGCUGAUUGGCCAGGUGGAUAGCUUCGGGCUGAACCUCCUCUUUCCCUCCAAAAUAAUUGCCUCCGCCGUGGCCUUCGAUCACCAAGGAAACGUGAUUGUUGCUGAUACCUCCGGGCCAGCCAUCAUCUGCUUGGGGAAGCCUGAGGAGUUCCCAGCCCUGAAGCCCAUGGUCACGCAUGGUCUUUCCCGCCCUGUGGCGCUGGCCUUCACCAAGGAGAAUUCUCUUCUGGUGCUGGAUACUGCAUCCCAUUCUAUAAAAGUCUUUAAAGUGAUGGAGGGUAAUGGAGGGUGAUGGGGAUGCUGGGGCCUGGAGUCCGAAGUCCUGUUGUCAUUGGGAGUGAAUUGCACCCUGGGCGAGUCAAUUAUCACUCAUCCAUCCAGGCAGGGAUUAGUGUUAACUGCCUGGCACAAGUACCAGAUUUGCGGCAGUCAUAACUGCCUAAUAAGACUAAGAAUUAACUUUGUCAUUUAGUGAAUGCCUAUUCCCGAUGUUAAGAAAUGUGCAAAUCUUAGUUUAUUUGUUCCUUAACACACAGUGGUGUAAUUUUUAUUAUUAGUCCCAUUUUAGAGAUGGGAAAACAGUCCCAAAGAAUUUAAUAUGAUUUAUUCAGAGAUGUAUAUACCGGGACAGUCGCAGAUUGAACUCAAUUCUCACUUCAAACCACGUGCUCUUAAAUACGAUGUCAGAUGUCAAAAAAAAAA